Rotaria sp. Silwood1 is the source of this 1002-nucleotide messenger RNA. The record is from the annotation of a GenBank genome assembly. NCBI's taxonomy places the organism in Eukaryota, Metazoa, Rotifera, Eurotatoria, Philodinida, Philodinidae.
AUGGCCAGUACCGAUAAGCGAUCACCGUAUGAUCCAGAACUUGCUAAGGCCUUGCAGCGAUUAAUUCUUGCUGGAGUAAUUCCUCCUGUUACACUCGAAAAUAUACAUGUAUUUCGAGAGUGCCUUCGAAAACUGCGACCAACUGAUGACGAUAUACGUCGAAAGGGAAAGAUUGACGUUGAGGAACGAAAUAUACCUGGUCCUAAAGAUGCGCCUGAGAUUUCGCUUCUAAUCUGUCGUCCUAAGAUUUUGACAACAACUACAUCAGCUCCAUUACUGCCUUGCAUCUACCAUAUACACGGCGGCGGAAUGAUUGCAGGCGAUAAUCGCCUCAUUGUCUCAUUCUUACUUGACUGGGCGCUGGAAUUCAAUACUGUCGUCGUAUCAGUAGAAUAUCGUCUUGCGCCCGAACAUCCACAUCCUGCCCCUUCCGAGGACUGCUAUGCUGGAUUAUUAUGGGUUGCCGAGCAUGCGCAAGAGCUAGGCAUCGAUCUGGCCCAGCUUAGUGUGAUGGGGGUUUCUGCAGGCGGAGGUCUUGCAGCUGCUGUGGCGUUAAUGGCACGUGAUCGAAAGGGUCCCGCAUUACAUGGUCAACUGCUCGUCUGUCCUAUGCUUGAUGACCGUGACCAAACGCCUUCAACUCAUCAGUUCGAGGGUAUGGGUCUCUGGGACCGCCAGUCAAAUCUAACAGGUUGGACAGCGCUGCUUGGCGAUAAGAGAGGAGCGCAAGAUGUAUCCCCAUAUGCUGCUCCAUCACGCGCACAAGAUCUUAUGAAUUUGCCUCCAGCUUAUAUUGAUGUUAGCUCCACCGAAACUUUCCGUGAUGAAGCGGUCGAUUACGCUCAGCGCAUCUGGCAGGCUGGUGGCAUCGCAGAACUGCACAUAUGGCCUGAUAGUUUUCAUGGCUUCACUUAUCUAGCGCCGCAAGCUGCACUAUCAAAAUUUGCUGUCGAAGUAGCAAAAAAUUGGUAUCGUCGACUUUUGGCUUCUCGUAGAACAUAA